UGCAGUGUCUGCAGCUGGGUCCGGAGCUUGGAGAGCGUUAGCGGGGCCAGCCCGGAAGGGGGUUUCUUUUCCUGCCCAAUCUCCGCUCUCCGGCAGCCCCGGCUCUGUCUUUCCUCGCCCCACAGUUGUGCGCUUCCGGCCCCGGCUCCCGGUGUCAGUUUUUCUGGGUUCCUCGAGGAGUUGGGGCCAGGAGGUUCGGAGAUAGUGGCCGCUUCCCGGCGCGGGAGUAAGGGGCGCGCCCCUCUUCCGCUCUGCCAGUCCCGCGCCGGGCCCGCGCCUCCAUGGGCCCAAGCCAGAAGCCCAAUGUGUGCGGCCGGCUCAGUCGCCGGGCGCUGGGCUUUUUCUCGCGCGACGCGGGCAUGGUGCAGAGGACGAACCUGGGCAUCCUGCGGGCGCUGGUGUGCCAGGAAAGUACUAAAUUUAAGAAUGUUUGGACAACUCAUUCCAGAUCACCUAUAGCCUAUGAGAGAGGAAGAAUAUAUUUUAACAAUUAUCGGUGCUGUGUCAGCAGUGUUGCAUCAGAGCCACGAAAACUUUAUGAAAUGCCAAAAUGUUCCAAAUCAGAAAAAAUAGAAGAUGCUUUAUUAUGGGAAUGCCCAGUGGGAGAAAUGCUUCCCGAUCCAUCAGAUUAUAAAUCCUCACUCAUAGCACUGACUGCUCAUAAUUGGCUACUUCGUAUAUCAGCAACUACGGGAAAAGUCCUUGAGAAAAUAUAUCUUGCUUCAUAUUGCAAAUUCAGAUACUUGAGCUGGGACACUCCUCAGGAAGUCAUUGCUGUCAAGUCAGCUCAGAACAAAUGUUCAACACUGGCCCGACAGGCAGGCAUUCAACAGCCUGUUUUGCUGUACCUUGCAGUGUUCCAUGUGCUACCUUUUUCACUCAUAGGGAUUCUGGAGAUCAACAAAAAGAUUUUCGGGAACAUCACAGAUGCCACCUUGUCUCAUGGAAUACUGAUUGUGAUGUACAGCUCGGGACUGGUCAGACUUUAUAGCUUCCAAGCCAUCACCAAGCAGUUCAUGCAACAGAAACUUGACUUAGGGUGUGCAUGCAGAUGGGGUGGGACUACUGGAACUGUAGGAGAGGCUCCCUUUGGCAUUCCUUGUAAUAUUAAAAUCACAGAUACACCGCCACUGCUCUUUGAGGUGUCCUCGCUGGAGAAUGCUUUUCAGAUUGGAGGCCAUCCUUGGCACUACAUCAUUACACCCAAUAAGAAGAAACAGAAAGGAGUUUUCCAUAUUUGUGCCCUAAAGGACAAUUCCUUGGCAAAAAAUGGGAUCCAAGAAAUGGAAUGUUGUUCUUUAGAAUCUGAUUGGAUCUACUUCCAUCCUGAUGCUUCUGGCAGAAUAAUACAUGUUGGCCCAAAUCAGGUCAAAGUUUUAAAGCUAAGUGAAGUAGAAAAUAAUAGUGCCCAGCAUCAGAUCUCUGAAGAUUUUGUCAUUUUGGCCAACAGAGAGAAGAACAAAAAUGAAAACCUACCCACUGUUACAGCUUCUGGACGAGUGGUAAAAAGAAAUUUUAGCAUUCUGGAUGAUGACCCAGAACAAGAGACUUUCAAAAUUGUCGACUAUGAAGAUGAGUUGGAUUUGCUUUCUGUCGUAGCUGUUACUCAAAUAGAUGCUGAAGGAAAAGCUCACCUGGAUUUCCACUGUAAUGAAUAUGGAACUUUACUUAAAAGUAUUCCACUCGUGGAGUCAUGGGAUGUGACAUACAGCCACGAAGUCUACUUUGACAGAGACUUGGUGCUACACAUAGAGCAGAAACCAAGCAGGGUGUUCAGCUGCUAUGUUUACCAAAUGGUAUGUGACCCUGGGGAAGAAGAAGAAACCACAGACAAAAGGAGUAAAACAGAUCACAAUAAUUUUAAAUUUUGAGACGUAACUUAUUAAACUUCUAGCCAACCGCCCCAGGAGCCAUGUCCAGUCCUCUUUUUUAUUAUCUGCAUAGUAUAUUCUCCAGUGUUUUCCAGAAAAGGUCUUGUGUUGACUUCAGAUGAUUGUGGCUUCUUUUUUAAACUCCGGCCGUACAAGGUGGUGAGGACUUCACUUUAUAUAAAGGUUUUUACAAUAAUAUCCCAAGAAGCCUAGCAUUUUGCAGUUUUUUAGGUGGGUAGUGAUGCAAAUAUAAAAUACUGAAAGUCAGAGAAGGAAAGUUAAUUCUAAUUAUUUGGAGGUCAUUGAUUAGGGAGUGUUUAGCAUGGUUAUUAAAGGAUGGCAUGGAAUUUUGAUUGGUGAAACUAGGAGGAAGAGACAGAAGGAUACAAAACAUAUAGAAGGAGAUCCUGUAUCCUGUCAAUCAGACUUGAAGGAUGGAAGAUGAGAUCUAUAAUAUGAAAGCAUACUUGGAAACAAAACUGUGUCAUCACGGUUUUUAAAAUAUAUAUAUGUAUGUGUGUUUUAUAUUAUAUAUAGUAGCAGAAGUUGACUUUUCCAUGGUUUUUUUCUCUUUGAUGUUCCCAUUGGUUUUUUGUAUUUCUGUUAAACUAAUAUAAAAGAUUUCAAGCAAGCUUUAAGUGAUUUUUUUUUUCUCAUACAUAGCCUGUUUAGCUGUUAAUACAUCUAAGAAUAUUGUACUCAUUUCACCAUUCUAUUUAUUUGGUGAAUCUGCCAGUUCUGCUUAGGCAAUAUUUUUAUACCUAAGCGGUAAGAUAAAGGUAUCCUCGGUUAUACCAGCUCUGCUCCCUGUGGGAAGAAUAGAUAAAGUCCCAGGAGUUCUUAUUAGCUUGGAAACUGACUGACGGCUAGAGAAAGCUUUUGGUUCUAUCUUAAUUGUGAAAUGAGUAUUUUUUUUCUUCUUUGUUAGAACUGAUGGAAAUAUGAUUCUUGAACUCAGAUAAUCAUUCUUAAGAAUAUUAAAUAAAAGCAACCCAAGUAAGGGGAGAAAAUGUUUCUUUGUGCUUCCUACUUGAGAAAUCCAGUUGCCUGCAAUCCACAUGUUUAGCACAUUCUCUGAUUCAGACUCAAAAAAAAAAAAAGUGGUAAAAAUAGAAGGGGAGAAAA
Cervus elaphus (red deer) is the source of this 2996-nucleotide messenger RNA. RefSeq names its product DDB1 and CUL4 associated factor 17 (gene DCAF17). Lineage: Eukaryota; Metazoa; Chordata; Mammalia; Artiodactyla; Cervidae. The transcript has 14 exons. Gene Ontology annotation, biological process: protein ubiquitination. Bases 282 to 1871 code for a protein of 529 amino acids. Gene Ontology annotation, cellular component: Cul4-RING E3 ubiquitin ligase complex. The record is from RefSeq and is a predicted model, not a curated record.